Messenger RNA from Xenia sp. Carnegie-2017, 2534 nucleotides. Its product is annotated as U3 small nucleolar RNA-associated protein 14 homolog A-like. The record is from RefSeq and is a predicted model, not a curated record. Lineage: Eukaryota; Metazoa; Cnidaria; Anthozoa; Malacalcyonacea; Xeniidae. The transcript is spliced from 14 exons. Gene Ontology annotation, biological process: rRNA processing. Bases 25 to 2454 code for a protein of 809 amino acids. Gene Ontology annotation, cellular component: small-subunit processome; nucleolus.
CUCUCCCCCCGUUUUGAUAGAAAGAUGGCUGCCGUUGAAGCACUUCGGAAAUUAACGACUAGAGCUACGCACGAUGAGGAAGAAAUUUUUCAUCAUAAUGUUGACGAACAAGAUGAUGUUAACCAUGAUGAUUUAUUGAAAAAGAUAAAAUCUUUAGACAAGAAGGGAACUUUAAAGAAGCGUAAAGUUCAGCUGAGGACAGAAACAAACAAAAACGUUUCCGAAUUGAACUUGGUAUCCGAAGGUGAUGAGGGUCAUGUUAAUUUGGAUGAUCUUGUUGGUUCGCUACAAUCAUCAACAUACAACAGCAAACUUAAAAAAUCUUUGGAAAGCUUACAGAAAAUGUGCAAGACUGUUGAUGUACCUUUGGCAAAACCAGCUGCAGACCGGAUCCAUCGAGUUAUUGCCUACAAGGAAACCUCAAAAGACAUUGCAAAAUGGGAUUCUACCGUACAAAAGAACAGACGGACCGAACAGUUAUCAUUUCCACUGAACAACUAUAAACCAGAAGACAUGUCAACAAAGAUGCUUCAUACUACUUUCAAGGCUCGCACUCCACUUGAGCAAGAGAUCGCUGAUGUUCUUCAGCAAAAUACAAAUAUGUUAGAACGCAAAAACAAAGAACUUAGUGUUGAAGAAGAGGAGGCGUUAAAAAACAUGAGUUUGGAGGAGGCACUUGAGAGACGACAAGAAUUACAAAAAAUGCGGGCAUUGCAGUCUUAUUACGAACGCAAAUGUCGAAGAAUGAAGAAAAUCAAGAGUAAAAAAUAUCACCGAAUUAAAAAGAAAGCUGAAUUAAAAUCAAAGAGUAAAUGUUCAUUUGAGCAGCUACAAAAAGACAAACCUGACGAAGCAAAAGCAGAACUCGAAAAAGCCGAAAAACUUCGCGUUCAAGAGAGAAUGAGUUUAAAACAUCGCAAUUCUUCAAAAUGGGCGAGAAAUAUAAUCUCAAAAGGCAUCAGUAAUGUUCAGGCCCGGCAAGCAUUAUCGGAACAGCUUCGGCUUAGUCGGCAACUCACGGAUACAAAAACAGAUGAGGCUGUUAGUGACGAAGACGAGACGAAGGAAGUUGAAAGGAAAUCGGAGGAUGACAAAAAUUUUCGAAACUUCGCACUGCUCGGCGAUUGUUCUGAAAAUCCAUGGCUUUUGAAUGAUGGAAAAAAGGAGGAAAUCAUGAGCAAUGAUCCCCAAGGUGAUGGGUGUAGUGAAGAGCGAUUUAGAAAACUAAAGCCUGUUACGGCAGAUGAUACAAACGAGAAAGUUGACGAUUGUGAUGACGAUGUUGAAGAGUCGAACAACUCCGACGAAGAUGAAAAGUUUGAGCUAGUGAAGGAAAAUGAAAAUAAAAAAAGUGGAAACGUUGUCAAGAAAAAAGGAUUGACGAAAACUAAAGAAAAAAAAUUGAAGAGAAAAAAAGUGGAAGAAAAUGAGGAUGGCACAGGGGUUAAAAAGAAAAUAAAGAAAAAUAGAAAGUCCAAAGGGAAUUCCUUGGAUGAAAAUAGUCAUCAGGAAGUUGUUGGUAAAAAGUCGAAGAAGAAUAACAAAUUGAAAAAUGGUUUUAAGAAUACAAAGAGCUCAGACCGCAUGGCAAAGAAAAAGAAGAAAAAGGAUUCUAUCGAACAGAAUGAUAAAGAAGACGUAAAAUUUAAUGAAAUAGAGACAUUGACCGCUGAUGAUGAUGGUGAUGGAACAAUGGUGGAUCGUGACCGACCACUGUUGAUAGAAGGUGAUGAUGAUGUACAUGAAUUAGUAGAACCCAAUAUUCGUGGCAUUAUUUCUAACAACACUGUGACCGACACCAUUCCCGAUGAAGAGAUCAAAUUGAAUCCAAAAAAUGUCUUUCAACUCGAAGAUUUAGGAGAUGAAAAUGAUUUAGUCAACAUCACUAAUGGCCAAAGCGAUGUCGAGGAGCAAAACAAGAGACUCACCAUACAAGAAGCUUUUGCGAAUGAUGAUGUUAUUGAGGAGUUUGUUAAAGAGAAAGACGACGCCAUUGAAGCAAGCAAACCUAAGGAUCUUGAUCUUAGUUUGCCCGGCUGGGGAGACUGGGGUGGACCGGGCAUUGACGAAACUCAAAGAAAAAAGAAAUUUUUACAGCCUGCAAAGCCUGCCCCUGCGCGUAAAGAUAGGAAACUCGCUCAUGUUAUUAUCAAUGAAAACCACGAUAAAAAGAUUGCUAGGAAUCAGGUCAGCCAAUUGCCGUUUCCGUUUACAUCACAUGAUGAAUGGGAACAUAGUGUCCGUGUACCAUUAGGAAAAGACUGGAACGCAACCUCGGUGCAUCAGAAGUUGGUGAAACCGCGUAUUGUGACUUUACCCGGUACCAUAAUAGAACCAAUCAAAUCAACGAAAUGUUUGCAACACAAUGGUGGAGCGAAACACACGGAAAAAGCCGGAAAAGGACGGAAAAGAAAUGCUUGGGAAAUGAAAUCUGGUCUUAAAAUACAUAACUAAUUUAUCCAAGAUAAGUUUUGGCAAAUUGUCUUGUGUGAUUAUUUCAAAACAAAAUGUGUUCUAAAUAUACUUUGACCUCA